UCUCCGUGAAGCAAGGCUUGCUGCAAUCGGUAGAUUUCCUUUUCUCCGAAGGAACCUGCGUAAGGUUAUAGAUAAUCUUCCGCUCAAUAGAAGGCGAGGCCAUGAUCCAAAUGUCGUUCGUGCGACUGGGAUCUCGAGAGUGAAUGUAGUUUAUGUCAUGGGCGAAAAUGAGUUCUCUGGCGGUCAUUUUCACGGCAAGUUCCCUUGUCGUGUUUGUAGCAUUAAGAUGCAUUUCGACACUCGAGCGGGUCUUGAUGUUCAUAUGUUCAGGCACCAUCCACAGAUUGAAUUUAAAUGGGCGGAGGGCGAGUAUAAUUCAUUGCUGCUCACACUAACGGCCCCUGAGUUGCCGGAAUCUUCGUCGGAAAGUGAUUUCGAUGAUGUCAAUUUAAGCACGUCAGAAACAGAGGAAGGAAGCUUGGGUGAACUGUCGUUGUUCAGACAGCUCAGGACGUCUCCAUUACCAGAAGAAAAGCCGUUUUUGCGUGGCUCAUCUGUUGCCAAAGUCUCAAAUUUUCUUUCGUCCUCGCCAGUUAAAGUGCAGCCCGAGAGUCCACAGUUGAUACCUGUUCGCCCCAGAAAAGAGCAGGCCAAAUCUGAAGUGCCUCGUCCGCCUCGUCCAAUUGACCUGGAGAAUCCUGAUCGCUAUCCAACUCCGCCACCGCUUGAAAAUUUACAUGGACCUGCUGCGGUUUACCCAUACAUUUCGGAUGAUGCUUACUCCUGCCGACCGGGUGGACCCAAGUUAUAUGAUAUCCUGAAUGAAUUAUCGCUUGAGCCUUUCGGAAUCAUGGCUUGGUACAUCAUUGAUAAGGAAGAAGAUCUAUUUCAGCUUGAAACGAUGCGAGACGAAGAUAAGGUGAUGCAAGCGUUGUGGGAUCGAUGGAUAUUCCUUAAUCGGCCGGAGUUUGUGAAGGAUUAUGAAAAGGGUGUGCAGAUGUUCAUUGAUGAAUAUUGGCGUUAUAUCCAUCGAGCAGCAGGAUUCUCGGCAUUGCACAUAUGGUUGCUUGUUCUUUCCAAAAAUCGGUAUUUAACUGCUGGCCAAUUUGUCGGUUUGUGUAAAUAUUACACCGAUCGCGUCGGGUUACAUCACUGGGCGCAGCAGUGACGUAGGCAGGUAUGAAUGCCGCCUCUAGAUGUCUCAGAUCGAGUCAACGAAAUUAUUUUGUCUAAUUUACCUCUGUAUGAAAAUGUUUUAAAUAUUACAGAAUUAUU
Messenger RNA from Fomitiporia mediterranea MF3/22, 1215 nucleotides. RefSeq lists its product as uncharacterized. The record is from RefSeq and is a predicted model, not a curated record. The transcript is spliced from 5 exons. Lineage: Eukaryota; Fungi; Basidiomycota; Agaricomycetes; Hymenochaetales; Hymenochaetaceae. The coding region runs from base 158 to 1108 and encodes 316 amino acids.